UGACAGUUGGGGAGAGAAAGGACGACGACAACGAGAAAGGGAGAGUUCUGCAUUUUCACCCCACUGAAAUUUGUCUUGUGGACGGAGAGACUUAAAGGACCAAGCUUCAAAUCGGGAUGUUUGUUCUCAUCUGGGCAACUCUGAUGUUCUCUCUGAGAGAAAGAAGUGCUUACAUAGCAGGUGCAUCAGGCAGGGAACAUUGUACUAGUGGAUAUUGUGUCACCCUGAAUGAACAACUAAGAGCUGAGGCUGGACUUUGUGUUGUGAUACCAUGCUCUUUCACAACUUAUUUCACACCCCAGUAUGUGGUUUGGUUCAAAUGUGAGCCAGGACCUAAGAAAUGUGUUGAAUCUGACAUGAUAUUUCACAGCAACAAGGCCAACAAAAAACCAAUUCCUGGAUUUAAAGGAAGAGUGUCGCUUUUGGGCUCUGAGACUGGUGGCAACUGCGGCAUCAUGAUCAAUGACCUGCAGGAGUCUGAUUCUGGAUCAUAUCAGGUCCGAGUUAAUGGUCUCUUGUAUGGUUCAUCAAGUGGAUGGACAUUCACUCCAAAAACAACCAUCUCUAUUAACGGUCUUAAUCAGAAGCCCACGCUGAAGGUUCCUCCUCUGACAGAGGGACAAGAGAGCACGCUGACCUGCACUGCUCCUGGUCUCUGCUCGGGGUCUCGUCCUGAAAUCACCUGGACAUGGGGGCGGGCAGGGGAGAAGGACUCAAACAUCCCAGGAAACAUCACUGGUGUCCAGACUGAUGAAGUGUCAGCUGUCGCACAGAGACACAGCUCAACUCUGAAGUUCAACCUCUCAGCUGAUCACCACGACACCAACAUCACCUGCAAGGUCAGGUUCACAGGUGGUGCAACCACAGAGGACACUGUGACUCUGAAGAUGAACUAUUUUAGGAGACCUCAUGUCACUGGCAUCACAACUGUUAAGGAGGGAGAGGAUCUGAACCUGACCUGCAGCGUUGACAGCUUUCCUCCGUCGGUCAUCAGGUGGUUGAAAUCUGGAGUGGGAACUCUUUUCCAGAACGACACAGACACCUACAUGUCAAACAAGACCGACUCCCGUCUGCUGAACGACUCGGACACCUACCUGCUGGAAGGAGCAAAUGGGACGGGUUCCCUCUUCAUCUCUAAAGUGGGAGCGGAAGAUUCUGGACUCUUCAUCUGCAUAGCAGAAUACCUGAACAACACCACGAGGGAAGAAAUCAACGUUACAGUGAUAUAUAAAAGGAGACCUAGGAUCACUGGGAGCACAACUGUUAAAGAGGAAGAGCAUCUCAAUCUAACCUGCAGCGCUGACAGCUUCCCCCCAUCACUUGUAAUGUGGACCAAACGUGGAUCCAACACGAGCCUGCACUUGGGAGCGAACUCCGACGGUAACUAUGGAUCUGCCCAGCUUCUCAUCCCCAAUGCCACGGCGGAGGAUUCAGGAGAGUACGCCUGCACUGCAAAACAUCGGAACUCCUCGGAGACUGUGUAUGCUGAUGUGACUGUAACUUGGUUUCGAAAAAUCCGACAUGAUUCUGGAUGUGUGCUUCGGUCGGAGGCUCUGAUCUGUGUGUGCAUCAGCGAGGGCUCUCCUGUACCCACCGUUGAAUGGCCGCUGCUGCAGAAACACACUGAGUACUCUGUUUUUACCACAGUGUCACAACACACUGUUAACAGCUCCAUCACCGUCACUGGAAAAGACCAUCGCAACAUCACUGUUGAAUGUCGCAGCAGCAAUGAAAAAGGGGAAGCAACAGAAAAACUCCCAAUCCUGCAAGACACAACAGGAGGACAAAAAAACAUUUGGGGAAGAAUUUUGCGGCUGGAUGUCAUCAUUUCCUUCCUGACUGGAUUACUCCUGUCAGCUGUCAUUUGUUGUUUGGUCAAAACGUGCAGAAGGAAGAAAACGGAAAGCCCCGGAAAUGUAGACGAGACUUGGGAGAUGAUGACAGAUCAGGAUAAUCAAGAGAAUCGUCUGAUCUACAACAACCUACCUGAGAAUCAGAACGGUCUCCAAGAGGGAGCUAUGAAUGCAGCCAUGGUGGUGGAGAAAGCAGUCACCGAAUCCAACUGGGAGUCAAAUGAUGUGGACUAUGCCAACAUUGAUUUCUCUGCGUUGAAAAGAAAGAGUCCCGGGGAGGCGGCGAAGGAGCGAGAGAACACUGAGUAUGCUGAAAUUAAGACAAAAGUAAAGGAGGAAAGGGGAGACGAUGAUGGAGAGGAAGGGGAAAUGUCGGAGGUCAAAGAAGGAGGAGAAGAGCUGAUGGAUGCAGAUGAGGAUACACAAGGCCAAGCGCCGGAAGUGGAGGAAGAGGCGGAUGGGGCAGAAGAGACAGAUGGAGCAGUGUACACCAGUGUGAAGGACUUAAUUGAGGAGGUCAGAUCUGUGAGGCGGACAAGAGAACGGGUUUCAACCAGCGAAGACUUGGUCCUGUGGAGGAAAAUGACUGGCUGUCCAUAUCCAGUCAGGAUGUUUGCUGUCAGACUGCUGAUUCUGGUCUUCGUUGUCAAAGAUGUCUCUACAAUAAGCAUGGCUAGAGGCAAUAAUAACAGUACCUUCAGUUGCAAAGUGACUCAACACAAUGUGGGAGAUCCCUUCUGUUCAUGCACAUUACAGCUUGAAAACGCUACAAAUAUUUAUCUAACAUUUUACUGUCAAAAUGUCUCGGAAAACUGCACAUGUCAGGUUCAGACAAAGAACCUGACCUGUGACGUUGCUGCUACAACUACACCUACAACUUUGGGAAAUGUCAGCAGCACCACCCCAAAUCAAGUCAGCACUGUCGGCGUUGUGACAACUGCAGGAAACUCUUCCAUCGAGCAUAGUCUUUCCACACAACUGUUAAAGACGAUGGAAAAGCUGCCGCCUAUCGCUCUUUUUUCUGCUGGGGUUAUAGUCGGGAUGACAGUCUCAGCCAUCAUCGCUUGUUUGGCAGUGAAGUGUCAGAGUUACAAGAAAAGGUCAAUAAAUUUGUCUGAAGACCUGGAGAUGGUGACAACUCAAACGGCUUCAAAGGUUGAAGAUGAUGAGAUCCAAGAUGAAGAGGCAGCAGCAGAAGGAGGAGUCGAGUCCGACGAGCUGCUGGUACCUUAUGGGGAAGUUGCACCAAAAGAGGCCGAGUACUCCGCCAUCGACUUCUCAGCGAUGAGAAGGAAAACUGAAGAGGAGGAGAAUGAGAAACGGGAAACCACAGAGACUGAGUACGCUGAGAUUAAGAGAGAGGAAUUAGAGCAGAGACGGAACAAUAACGGAGAGGACGGUGAAAUGUUGGUGUACUCUAACGAGAAUGAGGUAACGACGAAGGCCGAUGAGGAGCUGAGCCAGAAUCAGAACCCCAGUCCGCCGGCUGAGGAUGCUUAUUCCAACCUCAAAGAAAUAAUGGCCCAGACUUCAGAUGUGGACGUUGGUGAAGUCACAGAAUGAUUAAGUUUGAUCUUGUUCUCGUACUGUAUUUGAAGCUCAGGUGUCACUUUGAGGCCUUAAAAAUAGAUUUAACCACCAUUUCAUGAGAACCCCAUCAAUCCAUUUGUCGAUAGGCUAGAACUGGCACCAAAAAGAAAAAAGUUUGAAAUUAGGUUGGUGGCUGUAGAUUAUGGUUGAUUGCGGCAGUAUAUCCGCAGCAACACAGUCUUGUGUUACAAGUCCACGAUCAAGGUCUUCUUUUAAUGAUGAACAGAAAAGUGAGCACACAGAGAAGCUAGUAUUAUAAACACUCCGUUGUUGCGUUGUCAUCGACUCCAUUCUGUUAGUUCUUUGAGAGAAAGUCAACAUUAGUUCACAUCUAUUUCAUGUUUCACUCACUUGCACAGAGACUGAAAAUUGUGCUGAAAGUAAAACCAUGGUCUAACCGACCGAGACUUUAUGGAUAAACUCAUUUUCAAAAGAAAACUCCAACUAACAAACAAUAGUUAUUGUAAUGAAUGAAGCAGAAACUCCCUAAUUUGACUUGUCCACACAAAUAAGUUCUAUUGUUCAUACUUUGAUGUUUGCCUCUUGUGUUAAUGCUGAAAAAAGAGAGCCAAACUCCAUCACUGGCUCAUUAUAAUCUAUAGAAAUGAAUAAUACAUUGAACAUUAAUCAGUCCACCUUGCUGACAUCCAGACCCAGACCAGUCAAGGUCAGAAGGAGAGAGACUUCUGCCACUGAGGUGGGUCAGGAUUUGAUCAUUUGUGAUGCAAUCCUAUCAGAAUUUGAUGGAAAUAGAUAGGUAUAGUACAUUGGAACAUAUCAGUCAAAUUGUACAACAUAAGGACUAUAACUUUUAUUUAUGAUGAAAAUGUAAGAUUAGAAGGAGGAAGGAGCUUAGAGAUGUACAUAUGUGGAAACUUUUUUUUUUAACUUAGAAAUGUGGUGCAUAAAAAUGGUUACAGAAAUAACUUGAAACGGAUAGAAUUUAAAGCCAUUUCAUGAACAUUGAAUAAUGAAAAUUGUGUCUUCUCCAGACUGCAUGUUUCAGCUUUUUCCACAGAUGUAGGAUUUAGACCAGGGCUCAUUAGAGGGCUUAUUAUCCUCGGGUGUUUUUAGUUGUGUGCUGUGGGUCCGUAUCCUGUUGGAGGACCCAUGACCUGAGUGUCUUGGCAGUCUUGAGAUUUUAUUCUAACCAUGACACCAAACAGCAGGGUGACAACUUUUUACCUUUGACUAGUCAUACUGAAAGAUUGAAAACACACACAGUGCCUUUUGUGGAACACACUUUAGUUUAACAUGUCACUAUUUUAUAGUAGUACCAAAUAAUUUUUAUAGGCCAGUUUCUUUUCUUUUUU
Molecule: messenger RNA, 4756 nt
Organism: Cololabis saira (Pacific saury)
Lineage: Eukaryota; Metazoa; Chordata; Actinopteri; Beloniformes; Belonidae
Product: myelin-associated glycoprotein-like
Exons: 17
Coding region: 117-3416 (1099 amino acids)
Source: RefSeq, a predicted model, not a curated record